Molecule: messenger RNA, 1479 nt
Organism: Malassezia sympodialis ATCC 42132
Lineage: Eukaryota; Fungi; Basidiomycota; Malasseziomycetes; Malasseziales; Malasseziaceae
Biological process (GO): heterochromatin formation
Cellular component (GO): Rpd3L-Expanded complex
Molecular function (GO): histone deacetylase activity
Source: RefSeq, a predicted model, not a curated record
AUGGUCGAGCCGCCGCCUGUGUUGAAACCGCCGCGUGGUACGGUGGCCUACUAUUAUGACAAUGAUGUAGGAAACUUUUCGUAUGGCUUUGGUCACCCAAUGAAGCCGCAUCGAAUGCGCAUGGCGCACAGUUUGAUUCUCAACUAUGGUCUGGACAAGUACAUGCAUAUCCUACGACCACCAAGGGCUACUCGUGAGCAAAUGACGCGGUUCCAUACAGACGAGUAUAUUGACUUUCUCAGUCGUGUAUCUCCCGAGACGGCACAGGAGCUGACCGGCGACGGCACUCGAUACUUGAUUGGCGAGGACUGCCCUGCGUUUGAUGGACUCUUUGAGUUUUGUCGGAUUUCUUGUGGUGGCUCGAUCGCGGGGGCGCACCGCCUGAAUGAGGGCCUUACUGACACGGUCAUCAAUUGGUCUGGUGGAUUACACCAUGCUAAAAAGCGGGAGGCUAGUGGAUUCUGCUAUACAAACGAUAUCGUUCUCGCGAUCCUGGAGCUAUUGCGCACACACUCGCGUGUCUUGUACAUCGAUAUUGAUGUGCACCAUGGAGAUGGCGUUGAGGAAGCUUUCUACACUACGGAUCGUGUUAUGUCCUGUUCUUUCCACAAGUUCGGCGACUUUUUCCCGGGCACUGGUGAUCUCAAGGAUGUGGGCAUGAAGCGCGGCAAGAAAUAUGCCGUCAAUGUACCCCUGCGGGAUGGCAUUGACGCAGAUACCUUUGGCUCUAUCUUCCGUCCCGUGAUCCGGCACAUCAUGGAGUGGUUCCGACCUGGCGCCGUGGUGCUGCAGUGCGGGGCCGACUCAUUGGCCGGUGACAAACUAGGCUGCUUCAAUCUGAGCAUGCGCGGUCAUGCGAGCUGUGUCGAAUUCGUGCGCUCGUUUGGUGUGCCUAUGAUGUGCCUGGGCGGCGGUGGCUAUACAGUGCGCAAUGUUGCUCGCACAUGGACGUACGAGACAGGUCUCUUGCUGGGCAAGGAACUGUCGUCGGAUCUUCCGUUCAACGAGUAUAUCCAGUAUUUUGGGCCCGAGUACAAGCUUGAUGUACCGCCUACGAGCAUGGACAAUCUCAACACGCCACAGUAUUUGGACCACGUGCGAACACGCAUCAUCGAUAACUUGCGCUCUAUGCCUUUUGCUCCGAGUGUUCAGAUGCAGGACGUGCCAGGGCCGUCGCUGUACGAGGCUACCGGUAUGGAUCUUUCGGACGACGAGGAUUCUGACUUGGACGAGCGCAUCACGCAGCAAAUGCGCGACCACCACACACAGCGUGGGGGCGAUGAACUGAGUGAUGACGAAGAUGAAGAUGAUGGGCCAGACGCAGUGGCCGCCUACGAGUCUGAUCUCGCUAUUUUGCGUGGCCAGCGACCGCCGCCCAUGGGCUGGACACCCGACUGGCAUAUGCGCCAGUCCAUGAUGCCCGUUCAUCCGCCACCAUUGGGCCAUGCCCCCUCCAUGUUGCCAUUUCCUCCUGCGUAG